This is a messenger RNA of Cygnus olor (mute swan), 7663 nucleotides long. It is a transcript of the gene TEAD1, whose product is annotated as TEA domain transcription factor 1. Lineage: Eukaryota; Metazoa; Chordata; Aves; Anseriformes; Anatidae. The record is from RefSeq and is a predicted model, not a curated record. Gene Ontology annotation, cellular component: transcription regulator complex. Gene Ontology annotation, biological process: regulation of transcription by RNA polymerase II; embryonic organ development; hippo signaling. Gene Ontology annotation, molecular function: DNA-binding transcription factor activity, RNA polymerase II-specific; RNA polymerase II cis-regulatory region sequence-specific DNA binding.
GCAGGGGGCGGCGGGCCGCGCUCCGCCCCGCGGCCGCCCCGCUCCCGCGUUCAUUUCAUUCCUCCCCUCAUUCCGCGCAUUCCUCGCAUCGCUGGCGCCGCGCAGCCCGGCCGGGAGCCCGGCCCGCCCCGCCGCCGGCCGGGCAGCAACUCAUCCUCCGAGGGCUCCGUCCGCCGGCCUGCGGCAAGCUCCCGGCGCGGUAUAAAUAGUUGGGCGGCCGAUUAAAAAUAGGCGCGGGGCCGUAAAUAGCUGGGGCGGCCCGGGGGCGGCGGGCGAAGUUUGCCGUCAGAGUGCGGAGCGCUGGCGGUGCGCGGAGGGGGGGCCGCAGCGCGGAGAGCUGCUGCUGCUGGUGGUUAAUUGCACAUUGAAGUGGAAAAUUUUCGGGAGUCAGCAGAAACACUGUAUCCAAAAAAGACAAAGUCGCAGUUACACCACCACCGAAGAGAUUGUCCGUGGAAAACUUCCAUUCGGCUCCCUAGCCUCUGAUGGACUGGACUAUCAGGUUUGGGAUCUAGUGAUUGGCUCAUCGGUUAGCUCAGGUUUAUUUCCUUUAAGACUCCAAGCUUAAGCUUGGAGACCCCAGCCAUCACCAUUGAGCCCAGCAGCUGGAGCGGCAGCGAGAGCCCUGCCGAAGAUAUUGAAAGAAUGAGCGAUUCUGCAGAUAAACCUAUUGACAAUGAUGCAGAAGGUGUCUGGAGCCCUGACAUCGAACAGAGCUUUCAGGAGGCUCUAGCUAUCUAUCCACCAUGUGGGAGGAGGAAAAUCAUCUUAUCAGAUGAAGGCAAAAUGUAUGGUAGGAAUGAAUUGAUAGCCAGAUACAUCAAACUUAGAACAGGGAAGACACGGACCAGGAAGCAGGUGUCUAGUCACAUACAGGUCUUAGCAAGAAAGAAAGUUCGAGAAAUUCAAGCCGCCAUUAAGGUGUCUAGUCACAUUCAGGUUCUUGCCAGAAGGAAAUCUCGUGAUUUUCAUUCCAAGCUGAAGGUAACAAGCAUGGAUCAGACAGCAAAGGACAAAGCACUCCAGCACAUGGCAGCAAUGUCAUCAGCUCAGAUAGUCUCAGCUACUGCUAUUCACAACAAGCUGGGCCUGCCAGGAAUUCCCCGUCCUACAUUUCCUGGGGCACCUGGGUUUUGGCCGGGCAUGAUUCAAACGGGGCAGCCUGGAUCCUCGCAAGAUGUAAAGCCAUUCGUUCAGCAGGCCUAUCCUAUACAGCCAUCAGUCACAGCUCCCAUUUCAGGAUUUGAGCCUACGUCAGCUCCAGCUCCCUCGGUCCCUGCAUGGCAAGGCCGAUCGAUUGGUACAACCAAGCUCAGGCUGGUGGAGUUUUCAGCUUUCCUUGAACAGCAGAGGGAUCCCGAAUCAUACAAUAAACACCUCUUCGUACACAUUGGACACGUCAACCAUUCUUACAGUGAUCCAUUGCUUGAAUCGGUGGACAUUCGUCAGAUUUAUGACAAAUUUCCUGAAAAGAAGGGCGGUCUAAAGGAAUUGUUUGGGAAGGGGCCCCAAAACGCUUUCUUCCUCGUAAAAUUCUGGGCUGACUUAAACUGCAACAUUCAAGAUGAUACAGGAGCAUUUUAUGGAGUCACCAGUCUAGAGAGCUCAGAAAACAUGACAAUCACGUGUUCCACCAAAGUCUGCUCUUUUGGAAAGCAAGUAGUAGAAAAAGUAGAGACUGAAUAUGCAAGGUUUGAGAAUGGCCGAUUUGUGUACAGAAUAAAUCGCUCUCCAAUGUGUGAAUAUAUGAUCAACUUCAUACACAAGCUGAAACAUUUACCAGAAUACAUGAUGAACAGCGUGUUGGAAAAUUUUACAAUUUUAUUGGUUGUAACGAACAGGGAUACACAAGAAACCCUACUCUGCAUGGCUUGUGUAUUUGAAGUGUCAAACAGUGAACAUGGAGCACAGCAUCAUAUCUACAGGCUUGUAAAGGACUGAGCAGUUAUUUAUAUAUACACUUCAUUUCACUUCUUUAUCAAAACACAGACUGUAAACCUCAACACUAAGUGGCAGUGCCUCUGGCCCAACUUUCACCCACAUUUUUCUAAAUCCUGUUGUAGUGAAGUCAUUUUUAAUGUGUUCAUAUAUAAUUGUAGCUGUGAAAUUCUGGUACAGUUGUAAAAAUUAUUUCUAAAACUUAAGUGUUCUUCAAAUUUCUAAACCACAGUUCUUUGGGAAGACUAUUUAAGAACCUAAUGCCUCUGUCUGUGGAGGCCUAUUUUUAAUUCUGAUAGAAAAAUGUAUGACAGAGCAUUUGCCAUGGGGAAAAACUGACAGCAUUUAUAAGAUUUUUUUUUUCCAACACAAAAUACUUGUUUUACAAUUCAAGUGAAAUUGAAAUGAAUCUUUAGCUAUAACUGUAAAUGAGUACACAAAGUUAAUAAUCUUUAUAGAAUUAUCUUUGUAACUAAUUAGGGUGGAAGAUACGGACAAAUGUAAUUCACUAAAUUAUUUUUUAAAAUGAAACAUUUUUCUGUUUGAAACCAAAUGAAAAAAUAUAGCCUUAAGAAAUGCCUGAUAAGAAACAGACAGGUCCUAAAAUUAGGCAAAUUUUGUAUUUUUUUCUCAAUGCUAAAACUAAUCUUCUAAUCCAUUAAACUUUCAAACAGGUAUUGCAGAGAAAGAAAACAUCAUCCCUUAUCCCUAACAUAUCUAGUGUAUUUUAAAAGAGUAUAAGUUGUAUUGUACUAAUAUGAAAAUCUGAUUAUUUAAUGAAAAAGAUGGCUCAUUUUGCAAUAAGUAGGUAAAUACUGAAGAUUUAGACUUGCAUUAUGUGUAGUCUUGUGUGUGCAGUUAUAUUUUAUACGGACAGCUAUGUUUUCUAAUAAGUUGAUUGAAAAACUCGCAAUUCUGAAAAAAACAGAUGAAUGGAAACAACGGACAUUGCAACAGCAUUGAGUAAUUCAUAAACUAAAAGCAAAACACUAAAGUGUUUGAGAGAAGAAUGCAUACACCUCUGAAAGGAUCAACAGCUUUAAUAUCUAUGAGACACUAGAAAGUCACAACCAACAUCAGGCAAAGAAGAUUGGAAUGUGGAGAUUUUUUUUCUCCUUUUCCUCUUUAUCAUGGUGCUCUUACGCCUCUCCCCAGUUCUCUCUCCAGUUCCUACUGGCAAAGACCUUAUAUGAAACAAACAUGUACAUACCACAUGGGGUCUGAUGUCCUUUUGCAUCUGGAUGUGGUAGUAUUCAUCCUUCUGAUAUAUCAGGGAAGAUUCCAGGAAGUGAAGUGCAGCUGGAGGAUAUUUUAAUACUGUAAAGAUUCAAAACACAGAUGUGGUGUGAGUGAUUAUCCAAGGUACGCACAUGUGAGAUAAGUAUUCUCAUUCUUCCUGGCUAAGCCAGAGUGUUGUUCAAUUUCCUUUCUUCUGCUGUACACCCAGCACUGUCCUUCAGUUGCCCAAGCAGCAGUUGUUUCAGCAGGUGCUGGUUCAACAGUGGGUUCUCAUGAAAAACAUUUGUCAGAAAGGCUCAGGACCGCCUGGCCAAGCACAAGCCACCUUAAAGAUCAGUCAUGAAGUAUCAGCAAAGGGUGUUCUUGGGAAGGUCCUUUGCAGCUCUGACUCAAAGAAAUUAACAUUUAACAGCUCCCUCCUCACUGCCAUUUAAUGAUAUGUGCCCAUGCACGAUUUAACUCUAGAAUUUAUUCCCAGGCAACAGUGCUCUAGUCUUCAAAAAAACACUUUUAAUUUCUGGUUAUUUAUAUUUGUAUAGUACCCUCUGUUAGAAUUGCCCAUGAUUGAAUUAUCUAGACUAGAAUAUAGCCUAAACAUGGUAGCAGGUUGCUGUACACCUGCGGCGAACCAUAUUCACAUUUAACACUGCUGAGGACUCACAUUAGAGGAAGACACAAACAUCUAUGAGGGGAAGGGAGACUGCUUAAAUUCCUUAGCUGGCUGCUGAUCUAACGCUAGUAGGUGGAUGAUUGCUGUGAUGUCUAGCUGUUAUCUGCUUGUGGAUAUUAGGGCUGAUGAUCUUUCAGUUUAUAUUCUGUGAACUGAACAGAGAAAUAUGUCCAUGGUAAGGUCUCUUUUAACACUCAUUUUUACACUAACAAUCACAUCAGGAAAAGCACUGCAUUGUAACAGCCUAACGGUAGCCCUUUAUUCUAAGCACUUGGUGUUACAAGUCAAAAACUACUUUUUUGUUUUAUUUUGUUCUAAAGUUUGUCUUUUUAUUUAGGGUUUGAAUUGUGGUUUUGGUGAUUUUUUUUUUUUAAUAACAAGCAAACUCUUUGAGGCGUAUAAAGUGUGUAAGUCAAUUUGCAAAACCAGGUACAGGUUUUUUUAACAGAAUCUGGCACACUACAUAUGUCAUAACUAUAGGGUAUAAAAAUCACAAUGUUUAUUGGUGUUCACUUAUGUAAUAUUAGGGAAACUAUUUCCAUUGUCUUUUCUUUACACUUCUGUAAAUGAUCCAUACCCUGUAUAUGUUGAUUCUUAAAAGCCUUAAUCCUUCAACUGUUCAGCAUGGGGUGUGUAGUCCAACAGGCUGCCUGUAAACUGUGAGCUCUUUUGUAAGCUGGAAGUACUUAUCUUGUUACUGUUACUUUUUGUAGGAACCUUUUAACUGAGAGCUGCCAAAGCAUUACAAUAUGCAGUGCCUUAGCAUUAUAUUAGAAGUACCUUUAGCCUCUUAACACAGAUUUUAUAUAUUGUUUUAUCAAUUGGUUCCAUUUUUUAAAAUAUCUAUAUUUUUUUCCCACAGAAAAGCUCUUUGACUGCUUGGUCUAAACGAACCUUCAGUACAAGUCAAUCCCAUUGCUACGCAGUUAAGUGUCUAUACCAAAAGGAAAGGUUACAGAUUCAUAGUUCUCCGUGAAAAGUGAUUUGUAUUAAUAAUGCUGCCUUUCUAAAUUUCAUGACCAAAUAAUAAAUUGUGACUCUUCUGCACUCUAGCAUGAAAGUGCCUUUGGUUUGAAAUUCCAGCUUAGAAAAGUGCUGCCAUAAUAAUGACAAUUUGUAGAGAGACCAAAAAUAUGUAGUUAUCACCGUAAUGCCUUUGGUUUAUUGGAAUAAGUUGAAACUACAGGCCUCCAUUCACAAAAGAGCACCAUUUAUAGCAAUGUAAUUUCGCUAAUGAUCAACCUGCUGGAGAAUAAGGUACUGUUUGCCAUUUCUGACAGCAUUGCAAACCAGCAACUGAUUUGCCUAUGAUAUAAAAAUGAAAAUGAUUCACAUUUAUAUUCUCUUCAUCCAGUCAUGUAUCUAUCUGCAUAAUGAGAUCCAUGCACUGCAGAAUUUCAGACAGUGGACAAAUGAGACUAUUGUUUUCCUCUAAUAAUAUUUCAGUAUCUGUGAAGAUUUUUUAAGAUAGAAGAUUUGUUUACAAAAUUGUGCAUACUGAAGGUCAGAUGCAUAAAAUGAGAUGAAAACGGAGAACAGACAAUAGGUAGGGUAAAUGCAAUUGUGUGUUUUUAAACACUGAAUUAAGUGUGAGCAUUGUGGAUGAAGGUGCUGUUAGAGAAACUCUGGCCAGCACUGUUCAAAACACAAGGUUGUUUUGUUUUGUUUUUGUCCCAGAUGAUGUCAUGCUAGGAAAAAUGUAGCUCCUCUUAAAAAAUAUGUCUGUAUUUGAUACCUUCUGUGAACGGGGGCCAUACUGUGUACACUACAACUAAAAUCAAUGGGAAGAGGAGCAAGAUUUUAAGAAAAAAAAAAACGUUAGAACAAAUAUCAGCAAAACCAAAAGCUGUCAGAGGGAUUAUAUAGUUGUGAAUACAAUUUUAGCUUGAUUUUAAAGUAUUUGAUGAAAACUAAGAUUAACUUUUUAUAUAUAGAAAUAUUGUGACACUGUGUGGUAAAUAUUGUGAUAAUUCAAUUUCCCUGUCUCUAAAAUAUUAUUUUUCUUAUUCCUUCAAGGUCUAAAUCUCACUUACCUCUGUAAGACAAGUAAUCCUGUUGAAUUCACUGAGACUGAGAUAGGGCAAAGACAAUUUCGCCCUUCAAGUAAAGCAUAUAUUUUCAGUUUUUACCAAACAUUUCAGCUGUACUAGUGCAUAUUUGUGGUAAAGUACACUCCUGUCUCAUUAAAACAAGCGUAAUGGUACCAUUUGGGGCUGUUGAAAAUUGCUACAAACAAAUGUAGUUGUACUUACUUGAAUUCCAAAAUUAUUUUAUGUAGGUACUGCACCACUAUUUUGAAGGAAUUGCAGAUAUAAUGCCUGUUUCUCGCUAUCUCUUUCUAUUGCAGCUACAGCUCACUAAGUUUGGCAGUAGCUUCUUCCGUUAAAACCUCCACAAUAUAGGCUAUUUUAAAUAAUGAAGGGUGUACAUUACUGUUGAAUGUAAGUAACUGGCCAGUUCAAGGCAGAUACAACAUUUGACAUACUCAUCCAUAUCUAUUUAUUUUUCCACUGCAACUCCUAGGGCAUACUUGCUUCUGAAGCAGUUUCCCUUACAGUUUUCCUGGAUCAAUCAUACUGAGAAAUGUUUUGUCUACUCUUUACUUGACCCAUACUGAUUCAGAUACCCGGUCAAACAGCAGAUGUGAUAAUAGAGUCCGGUUUUGUACUUUCUCAGGAUGAUCUCUUUUCCCUAUCUUAUAACAAGAUGCUUAGCCCCCUUAACAAAAAAAAAAAAAAAAAAAAAAAAAAAAAAAAAAAGGCUGGAUAAUGAAAAGUACAAGAAACACUUUGGAGAUCUUCAUCUUUUAACUUUUUGGGUCAUUCUUGCUGAGAUCAUGUAAUUAGUUUUAGUGUGUAAAUUAAAUCUUAAAUGCACUCAGUUGACAAAAAGGAGACAGAUACCUGUUACCUCCUUACAGAAUAUGUGUUUUUGUUUUUGUUUUGUUUUAUGGGCCUCUUUGGUUCAGGCUCAUGACUGCAGACAAAAAAUACAAUAUGUGCCUGAAAAAGGAAGACGAAAGAAUUUUAUAACAUUGAAAACCUGAAUAGCCUUUAAUUCUUCAGUACAUUUUAUGUAAAACAGGUUGGGGUUUGGUUUGGUUUUGUUUUUUUUUGCCAUGUGCAUUUGUUCACAUUUGUAAAUGACAAUGGAAUUCUCACUUUAUGUUUAUUUGUGUAAUGUGUAUAAAAUGGGUUUGUGACUUAAGCAUAUUCAUAUAUGGUCAGUGGUUACUUUAAUAUUGUACUGCUGCUGGUAACUUUUGAUGUAGAACUUGCCUUUUGAUGAUAAAGUACCUCUAGGUUAGACAGGGAGGGAAGGCUCUUUGAAAAAAGUGAAUGUUCUCCAAUGUUUUCUUAACAUAUUUGCAGAAGCUUUCAAAAGGAGUUUCAGUCAAACCUCUUGGCAGUACAGUAUUCUUGUAUUUGUUAUUGUCUGUGUGUAGGUACUGGUACCUUUUUUUGUUUCAAAUGUUUUAAGUGUUGGCUUUAAAGUGAAUUUAUCUUUAGUAUGAUAGUAAUAUGAAAAUUAUAGGUUUUGUGUGCAGAGAAUUUUUUUAUAAAGUGCUUUGUAAAAAAAAAAUGUAUUCUAGCUUUCGCGGUACAUAUGUGUGAUAACUUUAAUAUCCAUGACAGUUAAGUGCAAUUAUUUCAUCACUCUAAAAAUGCUAUUUUUGUGUCGGUUACUGCAGGUGUUUUCAUGUCUUUGCAAAGUGACACAUUUUGAUGCCUUCUUGAUAAAGUGGUAGAAUUUUUGUAGCUUUCUAGAAACUUUGUAUUCAUACAGUAUCGAUUGAAAAUAAAGAAAAUGAAAGUG